Nilaparvata lugens (brown planthopper) is the source of this 7727-nucleotide messenger RNA. It is a transcript of the gene Ced-12, whose product is annotated as engulfment and cell motility protein 1. Bases 103 to 2289 code for a protein of 728 amino acids. Lineage: Eukaryota; Metazoa; Arthropoda; Insecta; Hemiptera; Delphacidae. The record is from RefSeq and is a predicted model, not a curated record. The transcript is spliced from 8 exons. Gene Ontology annotation, biological process: cell motility; actin filament organization. Gene Ontology annotation, cellular component: plasma membrane.
AGUUUAGUUUUUGUUUUGAUUUUGUGUAAAAUGACCAAGCCCGUUGUGUGAGUGUGGUUAGGAUUUUGUGUUGAAUAUUUAAAUUAAUUCUUUUUAAAUCAGAUGACCACAAAAGUGACAAAGAUGCCUGCUCUUAAGGACACUAAUGUAGUAAAAAUAGCGGUGGAAAUGGAAGAUCAGGUAGCUCAGCUAGUAGAAUUUAAGCAACAACAGCCUUUAGCAGCAACUAUUCAAGAACUCUGCAAUGGAUGGGGUUUAUCAGACCCUGAUCAGUAUGCUUUGCAAUUUUCUGAAAGUAACAAUAGAAAUUAUAUCACAGAAAAGAAUAGAAAUGAAAUUAAAAAUGGUUAUGUUUUAAGACUAACAUACAGUCCUUCAAAAACUGCACAUGACAUUCUGCAAAAAUUGAACUCAAGCAGCAAUGAUGAAAAAACUGCUGCUGUACAGAAAUUAUCAAGUUUAAGUAUGGAUAUGACUUUUGCUUUAGAAUUUAUAAACAAACAAGGGCUGGCUCUCAUUAUAAAUUUGAUAGAAAAAGGAAAAUGUAAAGGCGAGUUAUUGGCACACACCCUUUUAUCAUUUGUUGAAUUAAUGGAUCAUGGAAUUGUUUCAUGGGACAUUCUUGAACUUCCAUUCAUCAAUACUGUUGCAAGCUACGUGAACAAUCAAUCUUCCCCUCAAGAUAGCAAGGUAGUACAAGCAUCUCUUUCUAUUCUUGAAAGCAUAGUGUUAAAUAGCACUGGAAAGUACACACAAGUUGAAAAAGAAAUUGGAUUUCAAAAUUUGAUUAUGCAUCUUCAAACUCAGAAUCCAGUCAUACAGCAGAAUGGAAUAGCAUUGAUAAAUGCCUUGUUUCAAAAAGCUGAUCAGCCUAAACGAAAAUCAAUUGCUUCAGCUCUCUGUUCAAAACAAGUCCGGAAUAUCAUCACAAGCAACUUGAUACAAUCACGUUCAGGACAGGUUGGAACGGAAAUGGCUCAUCAGCUAUAUGUUUUACAAACGCUAAUUUUUGGCCUUCUGGAACAAAGGAUGAAUACUAAAAUGGAUUCGCAGGAUCAAGAUGCUCACGAUAAGAUAAAGGAGCUGCGUAAGAUAGCCUUCGAUGUGGACAUAACAAAUGCGACUGACUCGACUGUACGCAGACAAAUGGGAGUUUUCGCCAAAGAUUAUAAGAAAUUGGGCUUCAAAUAUGACAUCAACCCAGCCCUGGACUUCACUGAGACCCCUCCCGGCAUGCUUGCUUUGGACUGCAUGGUUUAUUUUGCAAGAAAUCAUACUGAGAGCUACACUAAGGUUGUUUUGGAGAACUCAUGUAGAGCGGACGAACACGAAUGUCCAUUUGGUCGAACUAGUGUCGAGUUGGUGAAGCUGCUCUGCGAGGUUCUUAGGAUAGGAGAAGCGCCUAGCGAACAAGGGCAAACAUAUUAUCCCAUGUUCUUUACACAUGAUCAUCCAUUCGAAGAAUUUUUCUGUAUUUGUAUUGUUCUCUUGAACAAAACCUGGAAAGAAAUGCGUGCAACUACUGAGGAUUUUCUGAAAGUAUUCAGUGUAGUCAAAGAGCAAAUCACCAGAGCUUUGGCUGCUCAACCACUGAACAUGGAAAAAUUCAAGCAGCUACUUCAAGCUUUGACCUAUGCAGAAAUCACUCAGCUGUGGCAAAGAGAAAGGCUCUCUCGGGAGGAAUGGGAAUCUCAUGCGCGACCCAUUACUGAGUUGAAGGAACAAAUUACACCGGAGAUAAUGGAUCUCAUCCAAAAACAAAGGCUAGGGUUUCUAGUUGAUGGCACCUGCUUUACAAAAUACUCACAAAGAGGGCAGCGAAUAAAAGAUAAGUUUUGGUACGUGCGACUGUCUUCUAACCACAAAGUGUUCCAUUACGGCGACUGCGAUGAGAAGAGUGUGCCGUCAAUUGAGGAGCUGCCCAACAAGUUGGCCGUCGUCGAUGUCAAAGCUCUCGUCACAGGCAAAGAGUGUCCUCACAUGAAAGAUGCCAGAGGCCGUAAAACCACUCACCAAUUGGCAUUCUCCCUAACAUUGGAUUCCGUUGAAGUCACAUCACUAGAUUUUGUAGCACCGGAUGAGAAGGCCUUCGAUUAUUGGACGGACGGAAUUAACGCAUUACUUGGUAAUAAGAUGGUGAGCAAAGAAACGGAGCAUGACCUUGAAACUCUCCUGUCAAUGGACAUCAAACUGCGCCUGCUGGAUACUGAGGGCAUUGACAUUCCACAGGAUCCCCCUCCCAUACCAGAGGAUCCUCCCAAUUAUGAUUUCUGCUACGAUUUCAAGUAAUCAAACCAUUCACACAUAUCUCUAUUGUAAGCUAUUUUGUUAACCAUCGCUCAUACCAAAAUUAGUUCAGAAAUUCUACAUUACUAUGGAGUGUAAUAUCAAAUAUCUCUCUCAUAACGUAUUAUUUGUGAUGGAUUUCAUUAUUCGUGUAAUGGAAAAAUAUUUACAACUCUUGACAAUUUAGUACCUUAUAGAACUAAGUUUAUUAAUUUGAAAAAUAUCUUGUGGAACACGAUUUCAAUAUAAUUCAAAAGCAAGAUUUCUAACAGUGAUCGAUAUAAAAAUGAUUAAUAUCUAAUCGUCUUAGUCACAGAAAUAUAAUGUGCAAAAAAGUUCAAAACCUCUAAAUUAUUUUGCGCAAACUAUGGUAUUGGUGAUAACUAUUGUGAACUUUUAUUUCUUUUAAAGAUAAGAUGAAGGUAUUUUUAAUCAUUUCUAUGGUAGCUUUGAUUUGUGGCUUUUAGUUAAUUUAGGGUACUGAUAAACUGCGAAAUUAUUAAUAUUUUGAGAUUGCAGCCAAUAGUUCUAUUAACCUAUUCGGAUUUGUUGUAAAACUAUUGUUCUUACAAUAUUCAGGGAUCGCCACCAAAUUCAUAAGCCAGUGGUUUGUAUCGCAAGAUAUCAUUAAAACCCACUAGCAAAAUAGUUAAUCAAAUAAUAAGCAUUUUGCCGGCUUAGUCGACCAAGUUAUAGAUUUUUCAAUUUAACAAAGUAGAAGCACAUCAUAUCAUAAAUAAUGUAAUUUUUCACAACUGUUUAUUAGAGAAUCUCAUCUUAAAACGUUUUCUUCCACACCUAAUUUAAAAUUUCAACAAUUAUUUUGAUUUUUCAAAUAUUUUUUUUUAUUUUGAUCUGAAGCAGUCAGUGCAUGCUUUGUCAACUGAACUCAGUUAUGUAAAUUGCAUGUUCGGUAUUCUACUAUUAUAUUAAAGAGGUGGAAUUAUAAUUGUAUCAUGAAAUAUAUAUUCGCAAUAAUUUAUUUGUUAGAUGUAAUUUAUGCAUAAUUUAUAGAAUGGAUUAGGGUCUAUAUCUAUAAUUAUAAAAUCCUUGAAAAUCUCCAGAGAUUAUUCGUUCUCUUUGAGCUAGUGAGGUAGGUAGUAUAUUAAUUUAUUUCAACUGAUAGCUAUGCUCACAUUAUGUUAGUGAUGAUGAAAACAUAGCUGAACUUUACCAAAGUAUGCAACUCAAUUUUAAACAAAUAAUGUUUUUAUUUUCAAGUUUCUGUUGUCAGCUAAAUAAAUUUUAGGAGAUGCAUUUAUUAUGAUAAUAAUAAUUAUAUUUAAGUUACACUAGUCAUAGUUUUUCUAGUAUUAUACAAAUUAUUAAUAUAUUUCAAUAUUUCUUAAGGCUUUGUUACAUUCUCAUAUAGAUUUAUUUUUUUUCAAAUACUCUGCAUAGCAAUUUCAAUAUAAUUUUAAGUUAUAAUUUAUUCUGAUACUCAGUAUAUCUUAUUACACAUAUUUCGUCAAGAACUUCUAUCUCCUCCUAUCUUCUAUCUAAAACUUUUAAAAAUCUCUCUCCAUACAAUGGGUUGUUUCUACUUCAAUUUUCUUUUUCUUCCCGUAGUAUGUAUUUGAUCCUAUCUGUUUUUUGUUCUAUGUAUCUCAGGACGAUAUAGAAUGUCGUUCAAAAUGGUUUCACGGAAUGUAAUAAUCUUGCAAUUUUCCAUUUAAUUGAAAUUGUUGAACGUUUAAUCGUUUAACGUUUCAAUUGAAAAGUUGACCAAUUUGGAUCUCUAAUCAAUAUCACGUUGGACUGGGGAUUGAUUAAAAUUUGAUAGACAUUUUUCGUGCAACACGCUUGAAGCCUUUCGUUCUCUAGAAAGCAUUACAAUCUUCCAUUCGCAUCCAUCUGAAAAACUUGGAAUUAUUUUUUCCUACAGUUACCUUGAAAAGUGACCAUUCCUGCACUGAUUACAGAACGCAAAGAAUCACUUUUCCGCUCUAGUGCGCAAAGUAUUACUUUGCAUAUUAUCUUGCAGCCAUCCCAAUCAGCUGUUGACAUUGUUGGCGUGUAUUUUGAAUUCGAACUUGUUCUAUCUAUAUUUUUCGCCAAACUGCACAGAAAGCAGCUGUUUUCAAGUCCCUACAUAUAUCUGAAAGGCAUUGUUUGCAGACGACUCUCGUCUGACGUCAGGUUUCUUUCCGGCCUAGGCCAGAAAGAGUACCCUUUCCAGCCGCUAACAUGGAACUAAGAAAGGUGAUCGAAAAACUUUUCAUUAUUUGUGUUCAUUAUUCAAUAAUUAAAACAUUUAUAAUAAUAUCAUCUUAUUGUCAUUUGAAAUAAUAAAAAAGUAUAAACUCAACCUCCCACAUAAUUGAACAUCAUCUUUUAGGUUAUUUAGACAAAUCAGAAUAAAAAAUGAAAAUACUUGGACAAUUUCCUGAUAUUCAGAUUACCUCAGAUUUGCUAGAGCUAUCACCUUCCACUUCUGCUUUCGGAAGUGCCUAGUAAACAACUAUUCUCAUCCAUAUAUAUAUUGUUUAUUUUUCUGUGUGACGAAAAAUAGCGUUCGCAUCACGGGCAAAAAUGUUUUUCCGGCUCUCAACCUUUUCUAGUCCUCGGCCUACGGCCUCGGACUUGAAAACCAAUUUCGAGCCGGAAAAAUCUUAUUUUCUGCUCUAAAAUAUUUUCUGCAAAAUAUACUAUUUCGCCACACUGCACAGAAAGCAGCUGUUUUCCAGUCCCUACGUAGAUCUGAAAGACUUUGUUUGCAGACGACUCUCGUCUAUGUCAGAACAGGUUUCUUUCCGACCUAGGCUGGAAAGAGUACCCUUUCCAGCCGCUAACAUGGAACUAAGAAAAGUGAUCAAAAAACAGCUGAUCAAAAAACUUUUCAUUAUUUGUGUUCAGUAGUUUUAAUUUUUCUGCUCAAAAUUUUCAAGUUUAUUUCAAUAUUAUUGAAACUUUCGGAUUGUUUAGUGUUAUUUCCGGCUCUUAUCAACCCUUCGAAAUUCAAAAUUCAUCCGUCAUAUCUCGAAUACGUAUUCUCUGAGUGUUAAUCUUUGGUGAAAACAGAAAUUUUAAACUUAACCUCACUUUGGACUAUUUAUGUGCCAAAAUCAAGGAAUUGAAGAAGUUUUGGGCAAUUGCCUGUUUCUCUUUCCAAAUAUCGUGUUUGUGACUGUUCUAAUAAAUAAAUAAAUAUCAUCUCAUUGUCAUUUGAAAUAAUAAAAAAGUAUAAACUCAACCUCCCACAUAAUUGAACAUCAUCUUUUAGGUUAUUUAGACAAAUCAGAAUAAAAAAUGAAAAUACUUGGACAAUUUCCUGAUAUUCAGAUUACCUCAGAUUUGCUAGAGCUAUCACCUUCCGCUUCUGCUUUCGGAAGUGCUUAGUAAACACUAUUCUCAUAUAUAUAUAUUGUUUAUUUUUGUGUGUGGCGAAAAAUAGCAUUCACACCACGGGCAAAAAUGUUUUUCCGGCUCUCAAUCUGAAAACCGAUUUCGAGCCGGAAAAAUCUCAUUUUCUGCUCUAGGUGCGAAAUAUACUAUUUUCUGAUUUUCAAAUAAAUAAAAAUGAGAACUCAUUAAAUUAUACAUUUUGAAUAUUAUUAAUUAUUCAUUGUUACAAAUAAUAUUUUUUCUCAUUCAUAAAUUGAUUGGUUGAAAAAUUAUUUAGAAAUUAAGAUUUACUCAAAAUUAUUCAAAUUUUCAAAUUAAUUGGAUUAAUUUAAAUUUUAAUUUGAAUAAAUUAUCAAUUAUUAAUUUUCAAUUGGAUUAUCAAGUUUAAAAUAAAUUAAAGUUGUUAUUAAUAACAAAAUUAUACAGACAAACAUCUGAUGGAUUUCAGCCAUCAUUUUACCCAUAAUCAACCACUUCUCAUAUUCAAUGGUCACUGUAGGAAAAAUUUAAUGUGAAAUACGUGCGCAAAGUUCCUCUGCUGCACUCAAGAAACAAUUCCGCCCUCGCCCACGGCUCGUGCGUAAACGUUUCUUUCGGUGCAGCAAACUGUCACUUUGCGCACUAGUUGCACAAAUAACUAUUUUCUACGUGAUAACGAUAGAAUUCAGUUUCCAAUAAUGAGAAGUUUAAAAAAGAAAAAUGUUCAUCAAUUUUUCCUCAUUGCUAAUUUCCUAGCCUAUUUACAUUAGUUUAUUAGUGGGAAGUUUUUUUUAAUGUCUGUUUAAAGUUUCAGUUUUGUUUGAAUCUGUAAGGUGUCAUGUUAUUGAUUUAAGUACAUGGUACAUCACUUUCAUUCCAACUAUCAUUUCUAUACAAUUGUUCUAAUAUUAUAUUAUUCUAUAUUUUUAUUAUUUUUUGAAUCCAUCAAUGUUUUUUAUUAGUUUCUAUAUCGGCUGUAUUUUAUAAGUUAUUCUUAGUAAUUAGAAUUAUAUAUAAAUGAUAUUCUUUAUACAGUGUAUUGAUAACCAGAAGAUAUUAUAUUGUGAUUAAAAAUAGAUUUAUCUGACUUUUUCUGUGAACUUUCUAUUACUCUUAGGUUAUAUGCUAUCAUAGCAAUGUAUUCGCUGUCAUAUUUAAAUAUUCUAGAAUAAAGUUAUGUGAACACUAUUGCGAUUAGCAUUACGGCGACUGCGAAGAUUUCAACCUUCUGUAUGAAUUUUAUUAUUUAUAAAUUGGAUUAUGUAGGUAUUCAACCGGAGGUUAAAAUUUAAAUUCUGUCGUUCCCGCCAUGCGAAUCGUAGUAGUGCGAUUUUAAGAAUUUGAGAUAUCAGGGAGCGAUGACCUUUAAGCUUUCUUCCAAUAACAUAUUUUUCUCUCAGUCAAAUUCCUUCUCUUUGCAAAACCAAACUAUUAUAGAUUUUCUUUGUUGACAUUCUGUUCGAUGAAAAAUUGGACUGAAGUGAAUUCGCUUUCACCGUUAUCACCUUUAAUAAUAUAUGGCCAUGCUCUGCAGGUCAACUUUUUUUAUCGAAAUAUUGUUUGAUUUUGAGAUCAGCAUUUCUAAAAAAUGUAGAUCAAUAGAUCAAUAAUAACAACAAAAGCUUUUAUAUGCUUGCCCAAUAAACAUAAACAUUUUAUGUCAUUCACCUCUCAAUAAACAUAGUGUUAAAUAUAAUCUAAGCUCUAAUCACUUGUUCUAGAAAUUCUCAGAAUUCUCGUCCUCAGAAUAGAUGGAGACUCUGUUUUCCGAAUUGGAUGCAAAAGCUUGUUUUCGAUAUGAAUAAGGAAGAAAUUUGAAAUUUUCACCCUGAAAGAAAUCACAAAUUUACAUGAAUCUAUGGUUAAUGAGAAAUUAAAAAUAAAAUAUAUUAUACACUACAUGGCUUAUUCCAACUGAAUUUAUGAAUGUAAAGUUGUGUGGAAUUUGACUGGUAUUGCUAAACAUUGAUGAACGUACUUGAUUACUAAUAUUGUGACAUGUAUUAUCGGACAAUACUGGAAGUGAAGUACUGCCUGUUUUCAACUUUAGUCGGAAUAAUUGACAGACCAAAUUAAUAUGCCUAUGGUUGGACCCCAAUAAAACGAAUCUCCUGUUA